UGCCCCUGCCUGCCGCACCCUCCCCCGCUGGGCAGGGCCCCGUAUUUAAGGGGUGCCCGAGGGCUGGCCCUGCUGCCUCGGGAGAGCCACGUUGAGGACAGCUGUCGGGGCUGUGGUACUUACAGAGGGUCUGUUCUGCACGGCGGCUCGGAGCCAGUGAAGGAUGUGGAACCCCAACCAAGGACCGCCACCUCCACAGGUGCAAACCUGCCCGCCUGCCCCUCCGACAUACCCGUACCCAGGGCCCUGCAAUCCAGCUGGGCCCUGCCCUGGCUACCCGGCAGUGCCACCCAGUGCCCCUGGGGCCUGUCAACCAGGACACCCGGGUCCCUGUGGCCCCCCACCACCUGGCCACCACCCGCCAGGCCACCAUCCGCCAGGCCACCACCCACCGGGCCACCACCACCACGGGCAUCCCCCACCAGGGAUGCCCGGGUGCCCACCAGUCCACCCUGGCUGCCAUCAGAAACACCAUAAGAAGCACAAGAAGAAGCACUCCAAGUCCCACAAGCACCACGGUGGCAAGCACUCAAGCAGCUCGAGCAGCUCGAGCAGUUCUGAUUCUGACUGAAGACGACAUGUUCCAACUGCAUGGUGGUGAAGCCCUGGAGGAGACAGCAUAUGAAGACAAAUGUCCCACAGGAUCCACCUGCUUGUUGUUCUGCCCCUUUCUGCCGUCUCUGUGGUCUGCAUUUUGCCUGUCGAGUGAUUUUCUCGCUUUUAGUUUGUAAAUUGUUUGACCUGGAAUCACUGUAAGAGGACAAGCAGCAGCUCUGGCCUGUCUUUAGUGAGAAGGGGCUGUCAUCCCACACUGAGAGCCAUCCCCGAGACUGUGGGUAACAGCACAAGGAAUUUCACGUGCUGGUUGGCAGUCCGUGGUUGUUUAUCCCUCUGACAUGAUGCCAGCUGCUUAAGUGGAUCCCACUGCUUACAGAACUCCUUGAAUUUUUGCGUGAGCUUCUCCAGCUGUAGCAGAAGGGCUAGCUGGAGAAUACCAUAACUUCUCCCUUGCUGAGCAGCAUGGGUUGUACCUCCAUGCUAGUGUGUGCGUGUGCGCUGGGGAGGUCAGGUUUCACUGCUGCAGCUGCGUGUCCUUCCCAGAACAGCUCCUCUCUCACUGUGGUCCUGCUCUCCUCGUAAGGGAGAAGGGAGUAGAAGGAGAGUAUAUGCUCUUUAAAGCGUAUCUGGUCAAGGGCCCCAUUCCAAGGCAACAUGGGGUAGUAAGAAAGAGAGGAAGUGAUAGGAACCAACUCUGGUCAGUUACACUAAUUUAUGAGAACAUAUGGAAAUUUAGGAAUGCUUAUUCCAGCAGAAUAAUCUGAUGGAGGACUGCUAAAGUGGGAGGCAAUCACAAUAAGCAAACCUCCCAGUCCCACUAAUUGGUGAGCUAAUGAACUACGGGGGCCACUUGCAGGAAGGCUGAACGUUGCAGCUGGUAAGAUUGUGAACCGAGUGGCCCCAGACUGGGAGGGUGCAGAAAAUGCAGAGCUCUGCAAGCCCAUGGAGGUGUGCAGGGGGCCUGGGGAACAGGAGCAUCAAAGAGGGGGGACAGGUAGAAAAGGGUAUAAAAGGGUUGGUUGUGUGUAAAAUGGGGCCGGUCAGCAUGCUUGUCUGGCUAAGCCCUUUGCCUGAUCACCACAGUCCUUUCUUCUUGUAUCUUUUGCUCAUUAAAUCAUUUUUCUAACUCUG
Molecule: messenger RNA, 1689 nt
Organism: Cygnus olor (mute swan)
Lineage: Eukaryota; Metazoa; Chordata; Aves; Anseriformes; Anatidae
Product: proline-rich protein 13-like
Exons: 4
Coding region: 164-571 (135 amino acids)
Source: RefSeq, a predicted model, not a curated record